AUGAAGAUGUCCUCGGGACAUGCAGUUUGGAUUCACCUGCUGCAUGACUCUGUGCUGUUGGAGGAAACUCCACACUGUCGACCCCUGCGUGUUGAGUUCGAGGACAGUUUUCAAGUCGCCUGUCAACCAGAAGAAAGAAGGCAUGCUGCUAUAUGGGGUCAUCAUCAUCAUCUGGAGAGUGUCGGCCUCUUUGCAGAGUUUUCUGUCAAACAACUCAUCAGCACGAACAUCAGCUUCAGGUUUUAUCUGACUGCACAUCUAAACACCAAAACCAGGGUGAGGGGACAUCAUCGCCACCGGGGUGAGGAGACGGAGGAGGACAGAGGAGAACGGGAGAGGAGGACGUCUGCUCUCAUUCUGCUCGUCAGCCUCAUCGCAGAGGGGCACGUUGCCACGGCGACGCCUGAGCGAGGGCUCACCUGCCGACAGGAGAUCCCCGCCGAGCUGAUCCGAGAGCUGUGGAGCCGGACCAAACAGCUGAUCAACAAGCUGCCGAAAGAAGAGAAGUUCUCCAGGCGACACCGACUGCUGCCAAAGUUCUGCACCAAAUGUUCAGAGCGUGCCAUUGGCUGGCUGGAGGUGCGGGAACUGAUUGAUGUCUACCAGAGGAGUGUGUUCAGGAGCGAGGUCGUCCAGAAGCUCCUCCCCCUCCACUACAACGACCUGCUGCACCGAAUCCAACACACGCUGCAGCACUGUGUUUCCUCCUCUAAACCUUCAAAAUGGUUCAAAAUCAUCAAGAAACUGGAGAGAAAAAUUAAAAAGAGGAGGAGAGACGAAGGAGCGCUGAAGGCCGUCGGAGAGUUCACCUUCAUCCUCAGGUGGAUCGAUGAGCUGGCUCAGCACCACGUCCUGUAGAGCCUCGUCAUCAUCAGCAGCCGAAUUAUCGUCGUCAGUAUUGUCACCGUCACCUUCAUCAUCAUCAUUUGCAGUUUUAUUUAAAUCUGUUUAGUUUGAUUUUUCAAAAUGAGUUUGGAUCGCUGCCAUUGUUACACCUUCUCCUCUGGGAAUCGACUGAGCUGUUUCAGGACACGAGGUUUAAAUGUUUCAGUGCCCAAAAUCUUUUUUAAAAUCUUUUGAUCUGUUACGUUAAAAAAAAGUGGUGUUUUGUUUGUAGGUAACGACACUGAGCCUCGAUCACCGUCAGCAGAAGCGGUCUGAGCAGCAGCUUCUAAAAAAGGUCUUUAAUCGUAUUUUAUUUUGAAGUACUGAUUCGUGUUUUAAAUGUUUAACAUUUGUAUUAAUGUAGCUCUAUUUACAGGAUAAGUUAUUUUUCAGAAAAUAUUUAUUGUAUUUGAGUAUUCACUGAAGAAGUG
Epinephelus moara (kelp grouper) is the source of this 1316-nucleotide messenger RNA. RefSeq lists its product as uncharacterized. The coding region runs from base 1 to 858 and encodes 285 amino acids. The transcript is spliced from 9 exons. NCBI's taxonomy places the organism in Eukaryota, Metazoa, Chordata, Actinopteri, Perciformes, Serranidae. The record is from RefSeq and is a predicted model, not a curated record.